Messenger RNA from Fonsecaea erecta, 240 nucleotides. RefSeq lists its product as hypothetical. The record is from RefSeq and is a predicted model, not a curated record. The transcript is spliced from 2 exons. Bases 1 to 240 code for a protein of 79 amino acids. Lineage: Eukaryota; Fungi; Ascomycota; Eurotiomycetes; Chaetothyriales; Herpotrichiellaceae.
AUGGACAAGAUCAAAGCUCUCUUCAAGCGCAAGAAGGCCAAGGAGAGCAGCACUGCUGGUACGAAGACAGAGACCAAUGGCACUCCUGCUGCCGUUCCUAAGCCGACACCUACAGACACUGCCGCCGCGCCUUCGACCAGCGACCCGGCCGCUCCUCCUGCCGGCACUGCCCCGACCGAUGCUCAAGCGGUCGAUAAGCCAGCCGACCCUGCUCCGGUCAACACUCCUGCUGCCACGUAG